Salvia miltiorrhiza (redroot sage) is the source of this 1682-nucleotide messenger RNA. Its product is annotated as eukaryotic translation initiation factor 1A. The transcript has 2 exons. The record is from RefSeq and is a predicted model, not a curated record. NCBI's taxonomy places the organism in Eukaryota, Viridiplantae, Streptophyta, Magnoliopsida, Lamiales, Lamiaceae. Gene Ontology annotation, cellular component: cytoplasm. Gene Ontology annotation, biological process: translational initiation. Gene Ontology annotation, molecular function: translation initiation factor activity; RNA binding. Bases 1073 to 1510 code for a protein of 145 amino acids.
CUUUUGAGAAUAAACCAAAGCUCUGAAAUAUAGUAUCUCAUGUCCAAUAUACAUGUGUGUGUGUGUGUGAGAGAGAGAGAGAGAGAGUACCAAUAGAGAACUAAACCUAUCUUAAUGUAGACUUUAUAGCUUAGAGUUUUCUUCACCUUAACAAUAAUGAGUGAUGAUUCAAAAAAUCUUUAAAAUAAUACUCUCUCUCAUUAGUAAUGUCUCAAUUACUAUAUUCGAACGUUUUAUUAAUAAUGUCUUAUACUGUUUUUAGCUAAAAAAAUUAACCAAUUAAAAUAUUACUAUUAAUGAUGGAUCCAAUUUACUUUAUACACCAAAUUAUUUGAAAUAAUUUUUAAAUAUCUUUCAUCAAAUCACUUUAUACACUAUUUAUUCAACCGUAAUCUAAAAAUAUUUAGUCUUUUAUUUAUCGACGACAAUUAAAAAAUUUGAGAACCAAAUUCAUCUUUCAAUGCAAAUGGCUCCUAUGAAAUAUAAAGUAAAAAAGUAAAAUUUUUAAUUAAUAUUUUAAAUAGAGGAUUAUAAAGACUGCUGAAGUAGAAAUUUUAUUGAAAAAAAGAAAAUCGGAAACCUUUGAAAGCACAAGCGCAAACAAGGGCAGAGCCUCAAAAAAGAGGACACAAACAAAAACAGCGAAAAAACAACAAAGAGCAGAACGGGGAAGUUAAACUUCAAAGACUCCAGCCGAACCAUCGCCUCUAGGCUAACCGGCCCCAAACCCCGAAACAGAGAGCCCAAAAACAAAAAACCAAGGGGAUUAUAAAGACUAAAAUAUGGGGAAUGAAUAGAAAUAGGCCCAUCAAAUAAAAGAGCAGUAGUAAUUUUAUUGGGCUAAGGCCCAGCAAGAUAGUAAAUUGAUAUGUAUGAAAGCCCAAAUACACCGAAUCUCGUGACUUCAACGCUGCUCGUAUAGUCCCUCUCUCUCUCUCUCUCUGUCGCUUUUAUAACUGGGAUUGGGAUUGGGAAGAGUAGAGCGCACGCCUAUUGUUGGUAACAAGGGGAUAGAACAAACACAAGAGGAAAAUUCAUCAGCCGUCGGAUCUAGGGUUUUUGCUCCGCCGCUAUGCCGAAGAACAAGGGUAAGGGAGGGAAGAAUCGGAAGAGAGGUAAGAACGAAGCCGACGACGAGAAGAGAGAAUUGGUCUUUAAGGAAGACGGACAGGAAUACGCGCAGGUCAUGCGCAUGCUCGGGAACGGCCGCUGCGAGGCCACCUGCAUCGAUGGCGUCAAACGCCUCUGUCACAUCCGUGGGAAGAUGCACAAGAAGGUUUGGAUCGCCGCCGGCGAUAUUAUCCUCGUCGGUCUCCGCGAUUAUCAGGAUGAUAAGGCCGAUGUGAUCCUCAAGUACAUGCCAGAUGAAGCCAGGUUGUUGAAGGCCUAUGGUGAACUGCCCGAGAACACGAGGCUCAACGAGGGUAUUGCUGGCGGGCUUGAUGAAGAGGACGAUGGCCCUGGUGAUGAUUACAUUGAAUUUGAGGACGAAGACAUCGACAAACUCUAAAGAGCUUGUAACUCCCAUCUUAUAUUUCUUCUUUUUUUCUAAAGUAGCCUUUUGGAUAUUGCAAUACAAGUUAGAGGAUUGUUGUCUAUUAUGUGAUUUGAUGAGGAUUUGUGUGGAUUUCUCUGUACGGUUAUUUUGGUUGAUGCAAUAAUAGUGAGCUGCAUUCAUACAA